AUGUAUUUAAAGAAGCAUGAAUCAAAAUUACUACUAAUACCAAAAGGAGCGGAACAAGAAGAUGCUGGAAUCAUUGCAGUUCUCACUGACAGAAUACCCAGUGUGCUCAUUGUACGGUGGUUCGAUUUAUUCUGUUUUGGAUUUGCAAUGUGCUCAUACGUAUUGGACUUCUUCUCAGAUAUUGGAAUCGCGGUUUUUCAUUUUUGGGCAGGAAGGCACCUCUCCGGAUCCCUAGUCCUCACAUUCGCUCUGCUUCCCUCUGUUAUUAUCAAUAUUAUCUCGAUGGUUUGGAUGCUUGACGACGAAAUGCAUUGGAAACGAAGAGCACAUCCUCGCCGAACCGGAACAUUCGAGUUAAACCAAAAACGGUUCAUUUCAUUGGGGAAAAUGAUCACAUUGUGCAUAUUUCAAAUGGGACCAUUAUUCUGGUAUUACAAAGCGUUGUACUAUGGAUGGAUGUUCACCAAGAGCCAAAAAGACAAUACUGAUAGAGAAAAACGGAGAUUCUUCAUGAAAAUGGUCGAGGCUGAAAGAGAUGCGACUCUUUUGAGAUUCUUUGAAGCUUUCCUCGAAUCAGCUCCGCAACUCAUUAUCCAGGGAUCCAUUGCAGCCAACUAUUUCCAAAGCUACUACGCAUCCGGCACUUAUCCCUACUGGCUCUACUUCCAAGCAGCGUCUCUCACACUAUCAAUUAUUAGUAUUUCCUGGUCCGUCGUCGUUCAAAACCGUUCAUUACGAAUGACCAGAGAUGACAAAGUCAAUAUUUGGCCGCACGAAGCAGUACUGCAGUUUUGUUGGAGAUUUCUCACGAUCCUGGCGAGGAUUAUCACGCUGGUGGCGUUUGUACUUGUCUAUGAGAUUUAUACGAUUCCAUUGAUAUUCGGGCGUUUGCUAGUCACAUUGAUACAUGUCAUUUUUUUGCAAGCACUCCAUAUCGAAGCAUGCACGCAUAUUGAAAAACUACUUCUCGUCAUUAACGCUAUGAUUCACAUCUUCACUCCAUUCAAUAUGGCAGAGGGGAAAACAAGAUAUCGAUAUCUGGUGGCUUAUGGAGUUGAAUUCUUGGAAAUGAUGACAAUCUUCAUCAUACUCCCACCACCACUAAAUCUGUUCCCCAUGAUUGAUAAAGUGAGGGUUGGAGUACCCGUUUCUUUUACCAUUGGCAUCCUAAUAAUGAUGAUGUACUACAAGUUCUUCCACCCGAAUAGGCGACAACUUCUGGGAGCGGUAUCUCAGGUCGAUGUCAGUAGGAACGUAGAAAAAGAAGAAGUUGCAACAUCGUUGAAUUCGAGUCCAAUACCAGAGGAAAAACCAAAGGAAUUAACUGGGAAUGUUUUGGAGCACGAGAAUACGGAGAAAAAAGUAUUUGAAUCGCUUUUGGAAGACGAGUGUCAUAAUUAA
Caenorhabditis remanei is the source of this 1401-nucleotide messenger RNA. RefSeq lists its product as uncharacterized. Gene Ontology annotation, cellular component: plasma membrane. The record is from RefSeq and is a predicted model, not a curated record. Gene Ontology annotation, biological process: phosphatidylserine exposure on apoptotic cell surface; apoptotic process involved in development; engulfment of apoptotic cell. The transcript is spliced from 9 exons. The coding region runs from base 1 to 1401 and encodes 466 amino acids. Lineage: Eukaryota; Metazoa; Nematoda; Chromadorea; Rhabditida; Rhabditidae.